Messenger RNA from Canariomyces notabilis, 2552 nucleotides. RefSeq names its product DNA mismatch repair protein MutL. Gene Ontology annotation, molecular function: mismatched DNA binding; ATP-dependent DNA damage sensor activity; ATP hydrolysis activity. The coding region runs from base 138 to 2360 and encodes 740 amino acids. Gene Ontology annotation, biological process: mismatch repair. The record is from RefSeq and is a predicted model, not a curated record. Lineage: Eukaryota; Fungi; Ascomycota; Sordariomycetes; Sordariales; Chaetomiaceae. The transcript is spliced from 3 exons. Gene Ontology annotation, cellular component: MutLalpha complex.
GAUGCUGCCUGAUAGAUCUUGCCCCGGACGAGCUGAAAUGAGUCCGCGUUGGUUGGCAGCAGCAGUGGCGCGGUUACAGAUGAACCCCUCAUGAUCCUCCAGGUUUUCACCCACACUGUUUCGGUGAGGACAACGUCAUGAGUGACAAGGGUGAUGCCAUGGACCUCGACGUUGACGGGCCCCGAGGCGCCAAACGGAAAGCUGAGGUUCUUGAAGACACAACAACCCCUCGUCGGAUCAAGCUUCUUGACCAAGAUGUUGUCAACAAGAUCGCCGCCGGCGAAAUCAUUGUUGCCCCUGUACAUGCGCUCAAAGAGUUGAUUGAAAAUGCUGUGGACGCCGGGUCUACGUCCCUGGAGGUUUUGGUGAAGGAUGGUGGCCUGAAGCUAUUACAAAUCACGGACAAUGGCUGCGGCAUUGAUAAGGACGAUUUACCAAUACUGUGCGAGCGCUUUACCACGUCAAAGCUUCAAAAGUUCGAGGACCUCCAGUCCAUUGCUACCUACGGCUUUCGGGGAGAAGCCCUGGCCAGCAUCAGCCACAUUGCCCAUCUGACCGUGACUACCAAGACCAGGGAAUCUAAUUGUGCCUGGCGGGCUUAUUACGAAAGCGGCAAGUUGGCCCCGACCAAACCGGGUCAGUCGCCUGACCCUAAGCCAGUUGCCGGUCGGCAAGGCACCCAGAUUACUGUCGAGGAUCUCUUCUACAAUGUUCCUACUCGUCGCCGGGCCUUCAGGUCUACGUCGGAUGAGUACAACAAGAUCAUCGACAUGGUUGGCCGCUACGCCAUUCACUGUUCCAAUGUGGCCUUUUCCUGCAAGAAGCACGGCGAGUCUUCAACGAGCAUUGCCGUCCAAGCCAAUGCCUCAUGUCUCGACAGGAUCCGCCAGAUCUACGGUGCUAGUGUUGCCAAUGAGCUCACCGAGUUUGCAACCUCAGAUGACCGAUGGGCUUUCAGAGCGAAAGGGCUGGCCACAAACGCUAAUUACAGCACCAAGAAGACAACCAUUUUACUCUUCAUCAACCAUAGAUGCGUCGAGUCCUCCAACAUACGGAAGGCCAUCGAGCAGACAUAUUCUUCCUUUCUGCCCAAAAAUGGCCAUCCGUUCGUGUACCUCAGCCUUGAGAUCGAUCCCCACCGGGUAGAUGUCAACGUGCAUCCAACAAAGCGAGAAGUGAAUUUUUUGAACGAGGAUGAGAUAAUCCAAGCCAUAUGCGAGCAUAUACGCUCAAAACUGGCCAGUGUAGAUGCCAGUCGGACAUUUCUGACCCAGAGUCUUCUGCCCGGCAGCGCCCGAUCGGCGCCUGAGUCUCAACAGCAGGAAGCCGCCUCUGCCCCUCUCAAGACAAAUACCGGUGCCACCCGCAGGACACCGGUUCGGCCAAACGAGAACAACCUCGUUCGUACUGACACCAACCUGCGCAAGAUUACUAGCAUGCUGCCUCCCGCAGGAGCGACCACCCGGAGCAGCGCAGCAACAGACUCACACAUGGCCCACAGACCCGACACCGAGAUGAUUGAGUACAAAACAGUCGACCGCGAGGCGACCGCUUGCCGCUUGAUUAGCGUGCGUGAGCUGCGAGCAGCGGUGCGCGAGGACAUGCACCACGAGUUGACAGAGAUUUUCGCGAAUCACACCUUUGUCGGGGUGGUCGAUGAGUGCCGCCGUCUCGCCGCCAUCCAGGGAGGCGUAAAGCUCUACCUUGUUGACUACGGCCGCCUGUGCUUUGAGUACUUUUAUCAGCUGGGACUGACUGACUUUGGCAAUUUUGGCGUCAUCCAAUUCAGUCCUCCACUCGACCUGAGAGAGUUACUUAGCCUGGCGGCCGAGCAGGAAAAGCGAGCCAGCGGCGACGGCAAAGGAGAAGACGAUGAUUUUGACGUCAGUGAAAUUGUCGAGCUAGUGGCAGACCAGCUCAUUGAGCGGCGCGAGAUGUUACUCGAGUAUUUCUCCCUCGAAAUCUCCCCCACAGGCGAGCUGCUCAGCAUCCCGCUGCUGAUUAAGGGAUACACCCCGGCCAUUGCGAAACUGCCGCGCUUUCUUCUACAGUUAGGGCCCCACGUAAACUGGACCGAGGAGAAAGCAUGCUUUGAAACCUUCCUUAAGGAGCUGGCCUCGUUCUACGUCCCCGAGCAGCUGCCGGCUUCCCCCGGUGUCGAGGGCGGUCCCAGCAGCGAGGAGGAAACGGACGUCGAUGACGACAUCAAGGCUCGCCGGAGUCAAGUCCGCUGGGCACUGGAACACGUCCUCUUCCCGGCUUUCAAGGCCAGACUCGUGGCUACCAAAUCACUAAUGCAGGGCGGCAUAUUGGAGGUGGCGGAUUUGAAAGGAUUGUAUCGAAUCUUUGAACGGUGUUAAGAGCGGCUUGUCAUUUGGUGCGGGUUAUGUGGGCUAAUAUGGAGUGCCAAUGUAUAUAUGGCAAUGGAGUAAAAGAUCUCGCUUACCUACGUUGUGGCUCAAACAUCUGGCAAUGCUUAGGUCAGGUAGCGUUGAGCGGCUAGCUAAAGACAACCGGACGUUGAUACACCCCGUGCUAAACCUCACUAUCAG